CAACUGCACACCCUCCUAAGCAUCUUGGCUCGUCAAUCCACCUCCUCACGCAAAUUGCAACCCGUUCCUCUUCUGAUCCUCUUUACGCGUUCCGAUCUCUCCCCACUGCUCUCGACGCGCAGCACCAUCGUCGACCCCAAACGACGCACAGCGGCUUUACUGCGUCUCAAAAACUCCCUCGAAGUGGAGCUCAAUCGACGUCGGGCUGCGUUGGGACUGGGCAAUCGGGAGAGCAGAGUGGAAGAUAUGGGAGUGAUCCAUUCGGAUGCCUCUUACUCAUCUGCUGGUAUCUUCGCGUGGGUUCGUCGAGCACUGGGCAUGCGCGAUGGUAGCGGUGCUUCGCAAGCGACGCCAAGCAAGCAUGUGGAUGAGAGGAGGAGGGAGGAGGAGGAGGAAGAGGAAAGGGAUUAUGUGGCUUGGGAAGACAGGUUGGCUGAUUUCUCGUUUGAAAAGAUGGACGAGCAGAUCCUUGAGGCUGGCCGAGCUCAUUUUUGCUUGGCUAGCGUCGACGUUGCUCAGCAGGCUGAUCAAGCUUGGAAAGUGGACGAUGAGGGAGUGGUUUUGGAAAGGGAAAAGUACAAGGAGGAGGAGGAGGAGGAGAAGGGGGGAGUGUUGAACAGCUCAUCAGAGUUUGACGGGACGUUGGAAUUGUCUCGGUGGAUUGAUGCUCUGUGA
Ceraceosorus guamensis is the source of this 675-nucleotide messenger RNA. RefSeq lists its product as hypothetical. The record is from RefSeq and is a predicted model, not a curated record. The annotation marks the transcript as partial. NCBI's taxonomy places the organism in Eukaryota, Fungi, Basidiomycota, Exobasidiomycetes, Ceraceosorales, Ceraceosoraceae. The transcript has a single exon.